Ustilago hordei is the source of this 2397-nucleotide messenger RNA. RefSeq names its product putative Transcription factor pacC. Gene Ontology annotation, cellular component: nucleus. The transcript has a single exon. NCBI's taxonomy places the organism in Eukaryota, Fungi, Basidiomycota, Ustilaginomycetes, Ustilaginales, Ustilaginaceae. Gene Ontology annotation, biological process: positive regulation of transcription by RNA polymerase II. Bases 1 to 2397 code for a protein of 798 amino acids. The record is from RefSeq and is a predicted model, not a curated record.
AUGAGCAAUCACCUUUCGCCGGCUUCUGCCAGCGAGCACUCUAGCUACACUACCUCCAGCAGUCACAUCGGCGCCAGCCCAGCACCAUCACAUCACUCUUCAGCCACCUCUUUCUCUUCAUCAUCACCAUCGCCAUCCUCCAAGAUGAACAGCUCUUCCUCAUCAGACAACGCCGACUUUGAGCCUCCUGCCAAGCCCAUCACAUGUCGAUGGGAUGACUGUGGCAAGGUCUUUUAUGAUCCCGAGGUUGUCUACAAGCAUCUUUGCGACGACCACGUCGGUCGCAAGUCUACCAACAACCUUUGCCUCACUUGCAAGUGGGAAGGCUGCGAUGUCAGCUGUGCUAAGCGUGACCACAUCACCUCCCACAUUCGUGUCCACACUCCACUCAAGCCUCACAACUGCGAUGUCUGCGGCAAGACCUUCAAGCGUCCACAGGAUCUCAAGAAGCACGAGCGCAUCCACACCGAGCAGCACCAACAGCAGCGUCAACACAAGGCAGCGCAGAAUGCUGCAGCAAGAACCUACAGCAUCUCUGAGCACGCUACUUCCUUCGGUGCCUACCCAUACCCACCCAUGCACUCUGCCAACGCCUACCUCGGCCACCCUCCCCUCCCCACCCAGCAGGCUCUUUACCCUACCGCUUCCGCAUACCCCUCUGCCCCAUACCCUCCUCUUCCCACCUCCGACUACUCUUGCGAUCACUACGCUCACUCGACAUCCAGCGCCUCGCUCUCGCCCAUGUCUUCACGUAUCGACACGCCACAGGGUAGCAGCCCUGCACCUCACCACCGACAGGACGGCGGCGGCGGCUCUUACAUGCAACUCGCCUCCGGUUUCGACCCUCGCAGCAAGGUGACCACCGACCCCACCUCUUACACCUACCUCGCUCAUGGUGCUACCACCAGUCAGCACCUCACCGGUAGCAAGCGUGGUCACGAACAGGUCGAGGACUUUUUCCAAGAUCUUCGUCACAAGAAGAUGGCUCCUGCCUACGACUCGCACAUGGCUGAGCGCCUCAAUCAGACCUUCGGUGUCGGUGGUCUUGACGAUGCUUCGCUCAACACUAUCCUUUCCACCUUCGACCCUUGCCCUGCUUACGGUCAAGCACCCAUGAACACCGGUGCUAUCAAGAUGGAGAACAACAACCGCCCUCACGGUGUUAAGCAGGAGACUACCGACCUCGCUCAGCUCAACGCCUUCCUCCUCCAACUCGGUGCCAGUGCCGCCUCGACACUUGGUGGCCAGCACUCUCACAGCUUGUCGUCAUCAUCAUCGGCUUCCUCCUCGUUCUCCUCUCAGGGCCACAACGCCAUAUUCGACCUCUCGUCGCUCUCGCAGUACGGCUUGACCAACAUCCCUGGUUUCGACGAGUCGCUUCUUGCUCAACAGCAGCGCAACAUUGCUCAGCUCCCUAGUCGUGCUCACCACCAUUACCCCGACAACAACGGUUACGCUACCUCGGGUCAUCAGAUGCACCAGCCUUCCUUCGACAACGUUCGCGUCUCUCGGGGUCCCGCCAUCGUUCCUCAGCUUGCACCUAUGGAAGCUGGUGGACACAGCUAUCGUCGUGUUGAGGCUCUAACUCGUGCUGCUCCUGAUGCUAGCACUCAGUCUAUCCGCGCUGACGCCUACCGCUCGCCCGUCAAGGUGGAGGAGGAUGCUAUGGAGGAGGAUGAGCUUGAUGACGAUGCUUCGCAAGCCUCUCGCUUCAGGUCAGUCAGCCCUGCUGCUUCGUCCGAGAGUGGAUGGUCUGAGGCCGCUGGUCGACGUGGUAGCUCUUCACCUUCGCACGGUCUCUACCCUCGUGUCUCGCCUACUGAGGCUUCGCGCAGGUUGCCACCUUUGCGAUCCAACUCGACUGCUAGUACUUCGGCAAGCAUCAGCUCGUUGCUCGACUCUGAUCGACGUGUCUCCUCUGUCCGUCAGGACAGUGAGGGUGCUGCGCGACACUCUGCCCCUGCUGCUUCGCCCUCCCCCUCUGCCUCCAGCUCGUCGUCAUCAUCGCUCUACCCUUCGCUGGUCGACCGAGUCUCUCAGAUGCAGGGUCUCGGCCGUCCCUUGCCCACCGAUGACGAGUCCAUGCGUCGUGAACACGUCCGUUUGAUCCGUGACCUCCUCAUCGCAAUCAACUUCCCCGAUAAGGCCCGCGCUAAGGUCUCGACUCAGAUUCGCCUCCCACCCAUCCGCAUUGACUCUCUCUCAUCGUCGAGGAUAGAGGAAGGCGAGAUUACUCCUUCUGCUUCUCAAGGGUUGAAAGUGGGUGAUGUGGAGAGUGAUCGGAACUCUACUCCUACCCCUCCUGGCAGGCCAACAUUGCCAACCUUGAAGCAGUUGCUGAACGAUAUGCCCGAGUCUAGACCGAUGCGGGAGAGGGAGAUGGAGUGCGAUGUCUGA